Messenger RNA from Helobdella robusta, 534 nucleotides. RefSeq lists its product as hypothetical. Bases 1 to 534 code for a protein of 177 amino acids. The transcript is spliced from 3 exons. The record is from RefSeq and is a predicted model, not a curated record. Lineage: Eukaryota; Metazoa; Annelida; Clitellata; Rhynchobdellida; Glossiphoniidae.
AUGGAUAUGUAUAAUAUAUCCAUGAUUUUUACAAUAUUCUAUAAAUUCGCGAAGACAAUUUUAUUUCAAAAAAUACCAUAUAUAACAAAACUUUCUCCCGUUUUGUGCACAUUCUCAAAAAUUCGAUUGAACGCGUUAACCAUACAUUUCUAUAUUUGCGUCACCGGUAACCUUGGUAUACCUCUUCUUCAACUGCACUACUUAAUAGAUGCACCGUGCAGCAAUGAUUUGACGACUGAAACCCCGGAACUCGUGGCCACGAGAUAUGAAUCCUUACUCAGACUGUUAGAGAAUAAAAUCAGACCGCGCCGAAUAAUCAUAUUAAGCCUGGUUUAUAGAAAAGACGUUCAGAAAUGGAAAGUUGAUAAACUAAAUGUCUCAUUGAAACAAUUCCAGUCUAACAUUGUUCAUUUCUGGAAGCUUGACAGAGUGGGAGGAGAUAAUAAUAUAGGACCUGACGGCAUCCACUUGAAUGAACGUGGAAUGAUGAACUUUAAGAGAAACAUCUUUUAUUCUCUAAAGUGCACGAAAUAA